Messenger RNA from Diversispora eburnea, 375 nucleotides. The record is from the annotation of a GenBank genome assembly. NCBI's taxonomy places the organism in Eukaryota, Fungi, Glomeromycota, Glomeromycetes, Diversisporales, Diversisporaceae.
AUGGAAUAUAAUAUCACUACAAAUUUUAAUUUUGAACAAAUUUAUGCGUCCUCUCCUAUGCCACUUUCACCAGAGAUGAUAAUGCUACACGAUGGACAAGAGAUUUUAUUUGAAGAUUGGAUGCUCGAUUUGACGAUCGAAGAUUUUGUUAAAGCAGGUUUAAUACCAGCAGAUAAGGCUAUUUCUCUUAUGAAUCAAUGGGAAAUAGAAGAAAAAAUGGCCGCUUCGUUCAAUUAUCAUCCUCAAAUACUUGAGAUUUUAUCAAAUCCAAGUAUCUCUUAUCGAAAUAUUUGUGCGAAUUGUAAGGUAACCAAAUCUCCCGCAUGGCGACGUGAUGAAUUUGGAAAACUUUUAUGUAAUGCAUGUGGACUUUAG